CGAGCCUGAUGGACCAGCACAGCACCAGCCAUGUGGAGGGCCACAGACUGAGUCCCUUCCUGACGCCUUCGCCGUCCCCGGGCUGCCAGGCCGAAGCCCUGGCCACCAAGCUCCAGAACGGAAGCCCCUUCGCGGAGCGCCCUCAGCCAGACGUGAACGGAGACACCCCGUGGCCGGCGUUCCCGGGUGCGCCCGGCCUCCCCCCUGCAAAGGGCAGCCAGCUCCGCCGCGCAAGCCCCGACUUGCUGCCGGCGGCGUGGGGGCUGCCCCGGUGCCUGCAGAACGGGGGAAUCAAGCGCACGGUCAGCGAGCCCUCGCUCUCCGGCCCGCACCGGAGCAAGAAGCUGAGGCCAGACCAGAAGGCGAAUGGCGAGAGCGCGAGCCUCGGGGAGAGCCCGGGGACAGGUGCCGGCGAGGGCGGCGGGCGCCCCCCGGCCUCGAUGAAGGCGGAGGGGAGCGACAACUCCAUGAUCAACCUGUCCGUGCAGCAGGAAGUGCAGGAGGAGGGUCCGGCCCGGGCGCCGCCGCCGCCCCCCCGGGCGCCUCUAGAGAGGCCUCCGAGCCGUGGUGUCCACAGCAACGGGUGCGGGGUGCCCGCGGCCUCGGGCUCCGAGGACACGCCACCCGGCUCGGCACAGGUCCGGCAUCACCCGGCGCCCCCUGACGGCAGGGACCAGUCCCGGGCAGGAUGCGGAGAGCAGGAUGAGCCGCCGCAGGGGGCAGAGGACCGCGGCCGCCCAGCCCCGCCCUACCUGAAGCCGGGCUGGAUUGAGCUGAAGGCGCCCCCCUGUCAGCAGCCGGAGCCCCCGCCGCGGAGCGAGGCCUCCCUGCCUUCCGUCCUUCAGUACCAGCCCGGCCCCUCCCUCCAGGCCGCCUCCAAACCGUACACUGGAAGCCUGCCCCGGGCGCUCCUGGCGCACCCCAACCACGCCCAGAGACUCGUGGGGCUGGAGUGCCAGCCCCCGAGGCACCCGGUGGAGAUGCAAAGUCAGGGUCCCAGGGACCAGGCGCUGCGCCUGGCGAAAGCUCCCGUCCCCCUGGCCAACUCCAGCCCUUCACCGGAAGCUCGUGUGCAGCCCCUGUGCGCCCCCAGAUUUCAGUUUCAACACAGACCAGAUCCCCAAGCUGACAAGCUCCCUGCCCCGACCUUCAAGCAGCACUUGCUCCCGCAGGCUUCAGUGACAGAGCCUUGCUCAGACGCCCACCUUGUGCCGCACCAGCCUCAGCAGCAGGCGGCGCAGACACAGCUGCCCCAGGAUCCACACCUCUGUCAAAACCAGCAGCAGCCGCCGACGUCACAGAUGAAGAAUAAAGAACAAACGCCCCAGACUGUUCCCUAUCCCCAAGGCAACAGUGACCAGCCGAGGGAAGGCGCUUUCUUCAGCCACGCGACCGCGCCAGAGCGCCUUCGUGGUGAGCGGCCGUGUUCAAAACCCAGGGAGCUCCAGGCCCCUCCACUCACCCAGGUGGGACUGGAGCAGGCUCAGAAUUUGCAUAAUCGAAACCCUCCCUACGGGCACAUCCUGAAAUCAAAUGCCAACCAGGUGCAGCUUUCCUGUUCAAACAGUGGGUACUCAGCCCCCGGCAGUACGGAACAGAGUGCCCACUCUGAACUCUCGGCGGGAAACAAGACCCAGAACUUGCAUCACAUGCAAUAUUUUCCAAAUAAUGUGACUUCCAAGCCAGAUGGUCACAGGUGCUUUCAAGAACCCGAGCAGAAGCCUUACCAGGCUUCCGUUCUCCAGGGAUACAAAGCUAGGAACCCCAGCGUGCCGGGCCCGCACGCCACCCAGCACAGGUACCUGGUGCCGAGCCAAGCGAGUGCUUUCCCCGGGCCCUACCCCGGGGCCGGGCACUCGCAGACCCCGCCCCACAAGGAGGUGCAGAAGCACGCCGCCUUGAGGUGGCACCUCUUACAGAAGCAAGGGCAGCAGCAGCCGGCACAGCCAGCCCAGGCGGACUUCUGCCAGCAGCAGCUGCACAGGCCAGUUAAGGUGGAGCCUGGACCCAGGCCCCAGGCCUGUAUGCACCCUGCGUCCACACCCCCGGAAAACAAAACGUGGAAGAAGGUCACUAAGCAGGAGGCCCCGGCCCCCAGCUGUGAGCAGGUGCGACACACGACCAUCCUGGAAGCCAUGGAGCAGCGGCUCAAGCAGGUCCAGGUCAGGUCUCUGUUCGACCACAAGGCGCUCGCUCUCAAGUCGCAGAAGCACGUCAAGGUGGAAGUGUCGGGGCCCGUCACGGUUCUGACCCGACACACCUCCGCCGCCGACCUCGACGGCCACGCCCCAGCGUUAGAGCAGCAGGCGACCGCGUCUUUAGAAAAGACACCAACCAAAAGGACAGCUGGUUCUGUUCUCAAUCAUUUUUUAGAGUCACCUUCCAAAUUGCUAGAUACGCCUAUAAAAAAUUUAUUGGAUACACCUGUCAAGACGCAGUAUGAUUUCCCAUCAUGCAGCUGUGUAGAGCAAAUUAUUGAAAAAGAUGAAGGUCCUUUUUAUACCCAUCUAGGAGCAGGUCCCAAUGUGGCAGCUAUUAGAGAAAUCAUGGAAGAAAGGUUUGGCCAGAAGGGGAAAGCUAUUAGGAUCGAGAGAGUCGUGUAUACUGGUAAAGAAGGCAAAAGCUCUCAGGGAUGCCCUAUUGCCAAGUGGGUGGUCCGCAGAAGCUGCAGUGAGGAGAAGCUGCUGUGCUUGGUGCGGGAGCGAGCCGGCCACGCGUGCGAGGCGGCCGUGAUCGUCGUGCUCAUCCUGGUGUGGGAAGGCAUCCCGCUGCCGCUGGCCGACAAGCUGUACUCGGAGCUCACGGAGACGCUGCGGAAGUACGGCACGCUCACCAACCGGCGCUGCGCGCUCAACGAGGAGAGAACGUGUGCCUGCCAGGGGCUGGACCCAGAGACCUGCGGCGCGUCCUUUUCAUUUGGUUGUUCGUGGAGCAUGUACUACAAUGGAUGUAAGUUUGCCAGAAGCAAGAUCCCAAGAAAAUUUAAGCUGCUUGGGGAUGACCCAAAAGAGGAGGAGAAACUGGAGGCUCAUUUACAAAACCUGUCCACUCUUAUGGCGCCGACAUACAAGAAACUUGCGCCUGACGCCUAUAAUAACCAGAUCGAAUACGAGCACAGAGCGCCCGAGUGCCGGCUGGGGCUGAAGGAAGGCCGGCCCUUCUCGGGGGUCACCGCCUGCCUGGACUUCUGCGCCCAUGCCCACAGGGACCUGCACAACAUGCAGAACGGCAGCACGCUGGUGUGCACCCUCACGCGCGAGGACAACCGCGGCGUCGGAGGGGCGCCGGAGGACGAGCAGCUGCACGUGCUGCCCCUCUACAAGGUCUCGGACGUGGACGAGUUCGGCAGCGCCGAGGCGCAGGAGGAGAAGAAGCGCAGCGGCGCCAUCCAGGUGCUCAGCUCCUUCCGGCGCAAGGUGCGCAUGCUGGCCGAGCCCGUCAAGACCUGCCGCCAGAGGAAGCUGGAGGCCCGGAAGGCGGCCGCCGAGAGGCUGUCCUCCCUGGACGGCAGCGCCGGCAAGAGCGACAGGGACAAGGCGGCCUCCGCGCGCGCCAAGCAGGAGAGCAGCGGCCCCGGCAAGCAGCUGGCAGCCCCGCAGGCCCCAGGGGCCUACUUGAGCCCCUCGAGCCCCGUGAGCCCCUACCCCGGGCUCCUGAGCCACAACCACCAGUAUCCCGCCUACCCGUGCAACGGGAGCGUGUCCGUGGACGGCUGCGCCCGGUACCUGGGGCCCUACGCGGCCCAGGCUCAGCCCGCGGACCUCUACCGCUGUCCCGGCCAAGACCCCCUCGCCAAGCUCAACCUCCCGCCCAUCCACACGCUCUACCAGCCGAGGCUCGCCAACAGCCAGAGCUUCACUUCCAAGUACUUGGGGUACGGAAACCAGGGCCUGCCGGCCGACGCCUUCGGGAGCUGCACGCUCAGACCGAGCGUGCACCCCGUGGGGCCGUUUCCGCCUUACUCGGGCUCCGAGCUGGAGGGCCCCUUCGUGGGUGCCCCCUCCAGACUACCGCCCAGCUGGAGCCACCCGGGCCUGGACUACAAGAACGGGGAGCAUCACCCCUCCUCGCACCUCAUCCGCAACUACGGCGCGUCCGGCAGCCUGUUUGGCGGCUCCCUGGGGGCCCUGCGCCUGCAGCGCCCCGAUAAUGAGCUGUUGGCCCACGGGCUCUCCAAGCUGCUGGCCCCCGAGGGCCUGCCCAAGGUCCAGGAGGCGGGCCGGGCGGAGAAGCCGCCCCCCGCGGCAGAGGACAAGGACGAGGUGUGGUCAGACAGCGAGCAGAGCUUCCUGGACCCCGACAUCGGCGGCGUGGCGGUGGCGCCCGCGCACGGCUCCAUCCUCAUCGAGUGCGCCAAGCGCGAGCUGCACGCCACCACCCCGCUCAAGAACCCCAACCGCAACCACCCGACGCGCAUCUCGCUGGUCUUCUACCAGCACAAGAGCAUGAACGAGCCCAAGCACGGCCUGGCGCUCUGGGAGGCCAAGAUGGCCGAGAAGGCCCGCGAGAAGGAGGAGGAGAGCGAGCGCCUCGGGCCCGACCACGUGCCCGCCCGGAGCCACGGCCGCAAGCCCAAGCGCGAGCCCGCCGAGCCGCACGAGGCCGCGCAGCCCACCUACCUGCGCUUCAUCCGCUCCCUGGCCGAGAGGACCGUGUCGCUGACCACGCAGUCCACCGUGACCACGGCCCCGUACGCCUUCACGCGGGUCACCGGGCCAUACAACAGGUACAUCUGACGCGCCCGGGCUACCUCUUCCCCAGGGCCCGCCGGGGGUCAGGCAGGAGCACAGGGCAGUCUGCGAGCGUGGGGGCAGGGGGUGGCCGGCGGCGCGCCCGCGAUCCGCAGCGGGAGGAGAGGGGACCCGUCCUGCCCCGCCACGCCGGAGACCGCCGAGCGACACGCCCAUCUGGUGCUGACCCCCGUGCUCAAGACUGGAAUCGGACUUCGACCACGCAGUGUCCACUGCGGUCUUUACUCGUAGUGAUGCAGGAAGCGUCAAGGCUCGGCAGCGAAACACUGAAUUCGUGCAGGUGUUCUAGGAAAUGGUGCUAAGAAAUUGGUGUCUAACAGUCAACUAUCAAAUGCCUUUUGUGGACGCUCGAGCGGACGCCGGGGCGUCCUCCGGCCGCCCUGUCCCUCGGGUUUUUAUCGCAGUGACCUGUUCUUACAAAGCUCACUUUUUAAAACGUGGAUGUUUCAGAGGCCGCUGGGGCCGCUCAUCCAGUGGCGUCCUUGUGGGACAAUAAACACAGUGUGUACAUGCACACGCGGGUGUUUGUGUGCAGAGUGUAUGUACAGAUAGUCUAAGUGGUGUCUACAAGCACUUUGUCUACCUAAGCUUGGACAGCUUGAGCGACGCUAAGGUACUGAGACGUUACAAACAAAGUUUACUUUCAUUUUUGAAGGCAAAGCUGAUUUUUUUUAAGCAAACGAGGAAAGCUCUGUCCUCGUCGAUCCAGCCAGGUAAUCCAAAGUGGGGCUCACUGGACUCGGGGGGGACGCGUCUGUCCACAAAGCGUCCGCUCCCUGGUGCUCAUCUCACAUGCUCUACUGUAAGGCGGUCUCCCGCGGGACCGCGACGGGCCAGUCAGGCGAGGCGUCGGAGCGACCCCGAGCACGCAGCGAGCCCC
Condylura cristata (star-nosed mole) is the source of this 5631-nucleotide messenger RNA. It is a transcript of the gene TET2, whose product is annotated as tet methylcytosine dioxygenase 2. NCBI's taxonomy places the organism in Eukaryota, Metazoa, Chordata, Mammalia, Eulipotyphla, Talpidae. Gene Ontology annotation, cellular component: nucleus. Bases 9 to 4736 code for a protein of 1575 amino acids. The record is from RefSeq and is a predicted model, not a curated record. The transcript is spliced from 10 exons. Gene Ontology annotation, biological process: positive regulation of transcription by RNA polymerase II; myeloid cell differentiation; oxidative demethylation. Gene Ontology annotation, molecular function: DNA 5-methylcytosine dioxygenase activity.